Eriocheir sinensis (Chinese mitten crab) is the source of this 6276-nucleotide messenger RNA. RefSeq lists its product as uncharacterized. The transcript is spliced from 14 exons. NCBI's taxonomy places the organism in Eukaryota, Metazoa, Arthropoda, Malacostraca, Decapoda, Varunidae. Gene Ontology annotation, biological process: SCF-dependent proteasomal ubiquitin-dependent protein catabolic process. Gene Ontology annotation, cellular component: SCF ubiquitin ligase complex. Bases 224 to 2173 code for a protein of 649 amino acids. The record is from RefSeq and is a predicted model, not a curated record.
UAUUUUCGGAUCUUUCAGUCACAGCAAAAAAUGGGGACAUUUCCAGGGACAGCAGUAGCCGGGGACAGGGCACUGAAAACGGGGACUGUCCCCGGAAACCGGGGACGUCUGGUCACCCUAUGUUUACCGUUGAUGAGGUUUCAGGCCCUGCUGCUCCGCCGUUGGUGCAGCGCUCUAUGAGGGCUGUCAACAAUUACAACAUUAGCCUCAGUAAUAGUCUUCGAUGCACAUAUACUCAAACAUCAUACCCAGCACCAUGUCGCCCCGCUUCCGCCACCCCCCCAAGAGUCUGGAAGAGCUGAGUCUGCACGCUGUGUUUGCCUCGGUGGUGGCUGACCUCAACCUGGCACACCUGAUGACCUCUGACCUGCGGCACUCCACCCUGCUGGCCCCCCUGAGGCUCUCGUCCCCUGAGGCGCUGCGAGGUGUUGUAGCGGAAAGGUUGAUGAGGUUGCCAGGGAUACUGAAUGACCAGAUCCGCCGGCGCCUCAUCGAGCUGCUCUUCGCCUCAGUGGAGCCGGACCGCUGGGCUAAUGCCAGGCUGGACGUCCUCAAGGUGCUGGUGGACGAGAGUGUGACCAGCCUGGACUGCCGGCAACAGGCGCUUCCAAGGCAGGUGCUGGAGGUGGUGGCGUCAACCUGUCCCAACCUAACCUGUCUCAAGGUCAUCAUAGAGCAGGAUAACCCAGUCAGUGGCGGUGGUGAGUGGGAACCCGAAGGAGGAGGACAGGGGCAAGGGCAGCCUCCAGACCCUGACACCCCCUCCCCGUCCUCCCUGCCGAGCCCCAGGACUGUAGGGAAGAGGACCGCCGCCCCGCCCACGCUGCACACUCACUCACCCCACACACAACACAACCCACAGCACGCCCUCACCUCCCCCCCAGCCCACCAGUGUUUAGCCAGCCUGACGCGGCUCACCACACUCCACCUCACCAAUGGGGCGACCAAUGAGGUGCUGGCGGCCCUGGGGGAGUGUGUCCAUGGCCUGAGGGAGCUGCGCGUGUGUUACAGCUUCGCAGUGACGGACGCUGGGCUGACGGCUCUGUGCUUGCGCGGUGCCUCGGUGCCGUGGCCCUGGGUGGCAAGGAGGCUGUACUGGCUGGACCUGCCGCCAGAACACUUCAACCCUUGCUGCAGCAGACUGGUGGAGGUGGACAUCCUGGGCACCAAGGUGAGCCAUUUCGGCCUGGCCUUUCUGCUGCGACACCUCCCGGCCCUGCGCUCCCUCGGCCCCUCCCCACUUGUUGCUCCGGCCAUUGAGCUCCUCGUGUCCUGGCGGCCGGCAGAGUUCGGGGCCUUCACGACACACCUGCGCAAGGUGCGCGAUGAUGAUGUGUCUGGGCCACGGCUGCUGACCGUGGCGCUGCACUGCCCCGAUUUGCGUGACCUGAGCCUGACCCACACCUUCCAGGAGGCUGACCUCACCUCACGGCACAGCGUUGUCAUGGCUCAUGUUACCAACCUCAGGCAUCUUAAGCACCUCAGCUUGGUCAACAUCACCGCCCAGUCUGUCGCUGAGAUGGUUAAUGCUGUGGGUAGUCAGCUGACGGCACUCACAGUCAGCUGUAGGCACCUUGAUGUGGCCCUCAUCUUCGGUACCUGCACAGCCCUGAGGCACCUGGCACUGGAGGGCGAGGACUGCCUGGCACCCGUGCUGGCCGUGGAGGGAUUCAGACACACCGCACUCACCAAGCUGCAGGUGGUUAGGAUCAAGUGUGUCCUCCCGGCAGCCUACACUGACAUCAUAUUCACCAAUGCACGCGCCCUUUCAGAACUGGAGAUAGUGUUUCUGAGGGAGAUGCGGGACAGCCAUGUGAGCCGGCUGAUCCGUAACAAGAGUCUGCAGCGAGUGCGUGAGUUCACUGUUCGUCUCGCCCCGAAGCUCACCAUCGACUCGGCUCGCGUCCUGGUGAAGGGAUGCCCCAGGCUGGCGCACCUCAAGGAUCUGGGAGGCUGGGACGUCACCGCAGAGGAGUACAAGAACUUCCUGAGAGAGACGAAGAAGGAGAAUUACGAUGUCAGCGUUGCCUACACGUCUCGCCGCGCUGCCAGUGGUGAACACGAGCCAUCUGGCCGCACCAUCUGGGACCUGGAACUAGACCCACUGCACCGUCUGGACCGCCAAGCCCUCAGACACUCCCUCGGCAACCUCCUGCCAUUGGUGGUGCUCUGAGGUGACCCUUGGCUGUCCCCCUGUCAGCCAUGUGAUAACCUGUGCAUCAUGAUAUCAGUGUCUGUGACCGUGUUCCUGUGAUAUACCCUUCUGGGACCCCUUCCUUCCUCCCUGUGCCCCGCCCUGGAUUGUGGAUAAAAGCCUCAUCAUAGUUUACCUCUAUUUCCACCCCUCCUUCCCUUCCCUUUCCUUCUCUCCUUCCUUCUCUUCCUUCUCUUUGUUUACUGCUUCCCAUCAUUUCUCUUUCUCUAUGAUUUUGGUUCGCUUGAAGUAGAGAUGAACUAUGAUGAGGGUUGUAUAUAUAAGCACUAGGCAGCAAAGGCCAUGUAGUUUUAAACCAUGAAACUGUAAUUAAAUUUCUAUGGUCCAAGGGAUUAGAAACUUACCAUACAGAGCAAGACUGACGAGGCUAAGUUUGUAUUGCUUUGAAUCAUACAGACUACAUUGCAAUCUCAUACAAAUAAAAGAGUUCAACAAGUGUGAUAUGCAUAAAGUUCUCAUACUAGAAAUAAAUGUUAGGACCUGACACUUGGGUUAAAAUCUGUAUUAACCGUGUAGCAGCGACGGGCCAAAUUUGUGGCUUUACCGUGUAGCAGCGACGGGCCAAAUUUGUGGCUUUACCGUGUUGCAGCGACGGGCCAAAUUUGUGCCAUGAUAUAAACCCCAAAAAAUAGAUGAUACAUAAUAUGAUCACAAAUGCUUUGAUAUGUAUUAUGAAAUGGUUUGUGUGAGGGGUGAUUUUUCCUCAUCUUUCUCGCUUGAAGGGACCAUUAACCCGUAAGCUGCGGGACUGAGAUUCUGAGUGCGUCGCCUAGUGCGGCUAUAUCAGCGAGAGAUUGACCUUCAAUAAAUGAUAUCUAAGUUACAUAAACGUGUCAUAAAUAUUACAAUACACAUAUCUGUAGCUCGAAAUGUGUUGUAUCCUGCAUAUUUCUUAGAUUUUUCUAUCACAAAAAUGUUUUUCUGGCAGUAUCUGAAGCCGCGGCGGAAACUUUUUGGCGCCUGUUUGAAAAGCCCGCUUCCAGAAGGCUUACAGCAGCUUACCGCUCAGCCGCCCAGAAGGCGUACAGCAGUUUGCGGGUUAAAAACAUGAUCCCCGCUGCUACUGGGUUAAUUUAGAUUCAGAAAGGAGACAGGCACAAUCUGGCUUACAAGUAGAUAGUGAAUAAGUGGAACAAAUCGAGAUGAUAUUAUUUCAGUACAAAUAUAAUAGAAAUUUUAAAAUGAAGAUUAGAAAUAUUUAUGAAUGGGGAGGCUAAUGUUAGAUGAGUGGUUCUCUGGAGCUGCCAUGUGUGUGCUGACCGGCCUCUUGUAGUCUCCUGAUAUCCAUGUGCAUCUUGUUAGAUAGAAGCCUUAAGAAGAGAGAUGUAAGCCACUGAUGUAUAUAGGAUCAUGUAGUAGAAAAGAAUGUAGGUGUGUCAACAUGUCAUGCACGGAAAUUUCCAUAUCGUUCGAGGAUCAUGUGACCGUAUUAAUCCUAUCGAGCUUGCAUUUUCAAGCCAGCAGCACAUCGCAUGACCGCUGGCUUCCAUAACAAACACAAGCUCUGUAUGGCACCACUGUUGUAUGGGUGAGCUUAAGUUGUUCUGAGGAGUGGCGCCACAUAGGAAUAUGCACCUCUCUCAAAACAACAACAGCCUAGCUCACCUACACAACAGUGGCGCCAUACAGAGCUUGUGUUUCGUCACUGGCAGUCUUUUCAUUUCCAUCUAAAUUCUAUCUAAAUUCUAAAGGAAUUAGGAAAGGAUAAGAAAAUAAAGAAUGUGGCAGAAAACCAUACCAAACUAUUUCAGUCAUGGGCCGGAGUUUAAGGCAAGGAACAAAAGCUACAAGAAGUCCACCAUUUUUAUUCAAACUAGAAAUAGUCUUGAAAGCCCCACGGCUUCAGUGGGCGUAGUGUUAAGAGUGUUCCCUGUCCCAGUGUCAUGCUGUGGUAUAGUUAUUUUUGUACCUGCAUCAGUAAGAAAGUUGUCACUACAUUAUGUCGCUGACCAUUAAGUCCGUGGAGUGGAUUGUGCUCGGCUUUAAGGGAAGCGACUGGUUCAUAAGGUUGAAAAUCCAGCCACACCAGCAUUUUCUCUACUCAGGCAGCAGCUCACCCAAAGUAUUAGAAGAUGUACCCAGGGCAAAAUGUUCUGAUGUGCAUGAUAUUCAUUUGUACAUCACUGCCAGUCCUACCAGUCUUAGUGUCACUGCUGGGUCUCUUAGUACAAAAUAGAGUUGCUAGGGUCAUCAACAUUUAGAAGGGCAUAACUUCAAAAUCUAAACAGAUGGAACUUUUUAUAUCCUGCAUUUAACCUCGGCUUCAUGUUCUUUCUAACGAGACCUCAACCAACACUGUAGGCUUAAUAACUUUGGAGGAGUUCAGUUCUUAACAAAGGCUGAAAAUUAUCAAUGAAACUAAAUUCUUGGCCUUACCUGAGUGCUAAUGAACCCAUUUUAAAUUGCCAGCUUUGAAGUCAUUCUUUUCUGUUCCCUUUUUGUGUGUUACUUAAUAGUUGAGCAACUUUAUCAGCAAUGAAAAUUUUGUCAGAACCAGUCGCUCCCCUCGAUAGGUUGUCUUCUCGUUCCCUGGCCGCGUGUUCUGGUCAUUCUCUUGUCUCCUUCCUGUAGGAUAUGUUAUACUUGUGACAGUCUGUUGGGUACAAUUCCAGUACUAAUUGACUGAUUUUCAAUUGCAAUCUUUCAAGAGUCAUCAUUUUUUUGUAUGUUAGAUACUAGUUGAGCAGCUUUAUCAAUAAUGAGUAUGUCGUCUGAACCAGUCUUCCCUUCAGUAUGUUGUAUUCUUGUUUCCCGCUCUCCAUGUGUUCUAGUCAUUUUGUAUUCCUCUUUCCCAUACAAUCUAUUUAUACUUGUGAGAGUUGUUGGAAGAUUCUGUCACCCUGAAGUGGGCUAUGCUUGGCUUUUCUGUAUGUUACCAAAGGUUUCUCCUUCCCCAUGUGUCCAAGCUAUCAAGUAUUCUGCUUCUCUGCAAUGAUCUUCUUGCACCUGCACCAGACUGGGAGCUACCACACCACCAGGCCACCAUAAAGUAGGAUGUGCUGGGCCAUUCAACACAUGCCCAGACCAAGUUCACCUCCACCACAGAACACCACCUCCUCAACCCUCCCCACCACCACCACAAGUCACCAGGGAAGGUCAGGUCAAGGAAAGAUCACUGGUCGGGUUACAAGGCACGCCCCAGAGGUCAAGACAAGUGGAGGUGAGGCAAAUUUAACCCGGUAGCAGCGACGGGCCAAAUUUGUGGCUUUACUGUGUACCAGCGACGGGCCAAAUUUGUGGCUUUACCGUGUAGCAGCGACGGGCCAAAUUUGUGGCUUUACCGUGUAGCAGUGACGGGCCAAAUUUGUGGCUUUACCGUGUAGCAGUGACGGGCCAAAUUUGUGCCAUGAUAUAAACCCCCCAAAAUAGAUGAUACAUAAACUGAUCACAAAUGCUCUGAUAUAUAUUAUGAAAUGAUUUGUGUAAGGGAUGAUUUUUUCUCAUUUUUCUCGCUUAGAGGGACCAUUAAGAAACUUGAUCCCUGCUGCUACCGGGUUAAGGGCCUCAUGCAUGCACAGGCUGGUGGAGGGAUCAGGAGGAGCACCAGUGGAGGAAGGGAGGAGGAGAGAGACAGAAUUACCUUAAGUAGUGAAAUAUGGCAAGAGGAGUGGAAUACAUGUGGGUGGAGAGAAACAGAGCUCGCCAGAGGAGUAGAAUAUGGAAGGAGACACCAAGAAUUACCAAGUGGAGUGAAAGGUGGAAGAAGGAACCCUGAGAUGUUAAGAGGUGUGGAAUAUGUGAAGAGGAAAGACCCAGAGGAAUGGAAAAUAGGGGGAGAGAGAGACAGAAUCACCAAGAGAAAUGGGAUAUGGGAGAAGAACCGACCUCAAUGCACCAGGAGAAAAGCAAGCCUCAGAGUUACCAAAAAGCUUCAAGAGAGUGAGUAGUGUGUGGGAGGCAGAGAAGGGGAUGCCAGCCACCUCGUACAUCACAGCCACAAAUCUGCCUGGACGUCGCUGUGCCAGGCGUGGAAGACUGAAGAAAGAUUGCCUCGGAGUUAUCAAGAAGCAAUAUAAGUGAGCAGUGUGGGGGAGGCAGAGAAGGGGAUGCCAGCCACCUCA